This is a messenger RNA of Achroia grisella, 5016 nucleotides long. RefSeq lists its product as uncharacterized. The coding region runs from base 1 to 4635 and encodes 1544 amino acids. Lineage: Eukaryota; Metazoa; Arthropoda; Insecta; Lepidoptera; Pyralidae. Gene Ontology annotation, biological process: DNA integration. The record is from RefSeq and is a predicted model, not a curated record. Gene Ontology annotation, molecular function: nucleic acid binding. The transcript is spliced from 2 exons.
AUGCAUUACUUAAAGGGCCAUCUCACUGGUGAAGCCGAACAGCUUGUAAGACAUGUGCCAAUUAGUGAUGUAAACUAUCAACAAUGUUGGGACACAUUAGAAAAUAGAUAUAAUAAUAAAAAAUAUCUAGCCAAUUGUAUUCUAAAACGGUUUUUCAGUCAAAAACGCAUUAUAACAGAAUCAGCAUCGGCUCUGAAAGAAAUGUUAGAUACAACUUCUGAGUGUCUGGGUGCAUUAAACAAUUUGAAUAUUGAUGUGAGUACUUGGGAUUUGAUCAUCAUUCAUAUCGUAUCUUUUAAGCUCGAUCAGGAAACUAGGAAACAGUGGGAGUUUAAGAUUUCUAGUGACAACUCCAUGGAAUUACCAACCUUUUCACAAUUUAAAGAAUUUAUUGAAGGCAGAUUUCGAGCAUUGGAAUGUAUCGAACCAAAAAGAGCAUUGGCACAGCAUAGUAGUUCACAUACACUAGGUCAUCCUAAGGUUUUGUUGGCAACACAAAAAUUUAGCAGUGCCAGAUUAAGUUGUGAGUUUUGUUCAGAAGCUCACAAAUUAUGUUUUUGUAGAAAAUUUAGUAAACAAGAGUCAGAUCAAAGGCGUCAAUUCGUUUUAAAUAAUAAUAUUUGUUUUAAUUGUCUAGGGGGAAAUCAUUCGGUUAAGUAUUGUCAAAAACCAACCAAUUGUCGUAUCUGUAAAAAACGACACCACACGCUUUUGCAUCCAAAGGAUGAUUCAAAUAAUAGUUCACAAGGUCAGGAAGCGCAACAGAGCACAUCCUCUGAAGGUGUUAAUUCUUCAGAAGACAAUGCUCCAAUAGUGUCAUGUCUAUCGACAAAUAAAAUCAUCAAAACUAGGCAAGUUUUAUUAGCCACUGCGCUAAUAAAAGCUCAGUCUGAAUCAGGAGAUUUGCAGGUAGUUCGGGCCUUGCUUGAUCAAGGCUCCCAAGCGUCAUUUGUAACGGAGGCCACAGUACAACAUUUACGUUUAAAAAGGAGUACAGUUAGGGGAACAGUAUCGGGAUUGAGUGCAGACAGGACAAUCAUUUCAAAGCAUAUGGUUACUCUUAUUUUGCACUCAUUAACUGAUAGUAACUUUAAAAUAAAGGUCAAAGCAUACGUAUUAAAGAACAUAACUUCUUACUUACCAGAGAAGAGACUAGAAGCAAUGGAAUGGAGCGAUCUCCAAAAUAUAAAAUUGGCAGAUCCGCAGUUCAACCGCCCCAAUAAAAUUGAUAUUUUAUUAGGGGCAGAUGUCUAUAGUCAGAUAAUAAAGGAAGGUGUGAAAAGAGCACCGAUGGGAACUCUUGUCGCUCAGUGCACCACUUUCGGGUGGAUCCUAUCUGGCAUAGUUAAUUCGGAAAGUUCAAGUCAGGAUAUUAGUUCAAAUACAAUUUCAGUAAUGCAUGCACAGAGCACAGGAUGGUCGCUAUAUACAGUAAACUUACCUUUUCGGGAUUCACAUCCACUCUGCGUAGGCGGCAACUCUCGAACGAUUGCUGUGAACAGACUUAAAGCGUUAGAACGAAGAUUAUCAAAAGACGAAAAGCUGAAAGAAAAGUAUACACAGGUGAUAAAGGAGUACAUACAAUUAGGACACAUGAGACCUGUAAAAAAAGAAGAAAAAGAAAAUGAAUCUGUUUACUUACCACACCACGCUGUUAUUAGAGAAGAUAAGUUGACAUCAAAGGUGCGUGUCGUCUUCGAUGCGUCCUGCAAAAAUGAGAAUGGAGUGUCGCUUAACGAUUCAUUGAUGGUGGGACCCACACUGCAGUCAGACUUACGGCAUAUAAUAAUACGUUGGAGAAUGCACUACAUAGGUUUAAUAGCAGACAUAAUAAAAAUGUACCGCCAGGUGAGAGUAACGGAUGAUGAUGCUGCGUAUCAACGUAUAGUAUGGAGAAAUAAACCUGAAAAUGAAAUUAUAGAUUAUGAAUUAGUAACAGUAACAUUCGGAACAGCAUCUGCUCCAUAUUUAGCAGUAAAAACAUUACAUCAAGUUGCCCUAGAUGAGGAAAAGAAGUACAAACUUGCAGCUAAUAUAGUCAGGAAUUCAUUCUAUAUGGACGAUCUUAUGACGGGAUGUUCAACAGUGAAAGAUGGAGUGGAGUUAUACAAGGAAAUGAAUAAUUUAUUAAAAAGCGGAGGAUUUAUACUACAAAAGUGGAAUAGUAAUAAUAAGGAAUUAUUAGAGCAAAUAGAAGUUUAUGAAGGACAAAAAGAAAGGAAGGACAGCGAGGAUCAAGAGGAAGAUAUCAGAGAGAAUAAAAUAGAAAAGGACAUAAUGAUAGAUACAACAAAAAUAUUAGGACUUACCUGGAGCCGCAGUGAUGAUAAAUUUAAGUACUCUGUAAAACUGCCGCCGGGAGAACAGGAUACUGGAUCUGUAACAAAAAGAUCUAUCAUAUCAGACAUUGCUAGGUUGUUUGAUCCACUAGGUUGGGUAGCACCCAGUGUGAUCUUAGCUAAGAUAUUUAUACAAAAAUUGUGGCUUUCGGGUAUAGACUGGGAUGAUGUAGUCCCGGAUAUAUUAUUACAAGAAUGGGAGACUUACCGUGGUGAGUUGUCACAACUUACCAAUGUGCGUAUUCCAAGGUGGCUCGGUAUGAAGCCUGGUGAUCACGUCGAACUUCACGGUUUCUGUGAUGCAUCAAAGGCAGCGUAUGCUGCAGUUGUAUAUACAAGAACAAUUAGUCAGACCGGAGACAUUUCUGUAUCAUUAUUGGCAGCUAAAACGAAGGUGUCGCCAAUAAAGCAAGUAAGUAUUCCACGGUUGGAGCUUUGUGGCGCAGUUUUGCUAGCUCGACUCUUGGUGGAAGUAGCAGAGGCUAUGAAUGUCGAGAAAUCCAAUUUACGAGCGUGGACUGAUUCCACUGUCGUACUGGCAUGGUUGAACAGUCACCCUAGUCGAUGGAAGACAUUUGUAGGUAACCGUGUAUCGGAAAUUUUAACUACACUGGAUUCAUCUCAUUGGGCUCAUAUAUCAUCGAAGAAUAACCCCGCUGAUUGUGCCUCGAGAGGUAUUCAACCAAGUGCACUUGCAGAAAAUAAGCUUUGGUUGACUGGUCCAGAGUUUUUACGGGAAAAGGAAAUAUUGUACAAUAGAUCAAAGGCUUUCGAAACAAAAAUUGAAGAAACAAUUAAGUCAUAUGUAACAAUAAUAGAGGAUUCUCCAUGGACAAGAUUUUCAAACCUUAAGAAACUUUUGAGAGUAGUUUCUUAUUGUAGACGGUUUUUAAUAGUGAAAAGGGAUAAGAAAAGUGAAAAAUUUAUGUAUUUACAAAAGGAAGAAAUAGAAGAAGCUUUAAAAUGUUUAAUAAGGGAUAGUCAAAGUAAGUGGUUUCAAGAAGAGUAUAUACAAUUGAAGAGCAAUGGUAGUAAAAAAGUAAAAGGAAGUAAAAUUAAUACAUUAUGUCCGUACAUUGAUGAAUAUGGUAUAAUGAGAGUUGAUGGACGACUACAUAAGUCUUCAUUGGAUGAACAUGCAAAACAUCCAAUAAUUUUACCUCAUGCAUCGCAUCUUACCAAACUUAUAAUAAAGGAUUCACAUGAGAGAACUCUGCAUGGAGGUAUCCAAAUGAUGAUAAACUAUUUAAGAUCUGCCUAUUGGAUUGUAGGUGUUAAGAGUCUUGUAAAACAACACAUCAAGAAAUGUAUCGCUUGUGUAAAACAUAAAAACAAGGUGACAAACCAACUAAUGGGAUCACUCCCAUCUGAACGUUGUACUCCUACAAGACCUUUUCUUCAUACUGGUAUUGAUUACGCAGGACCCAUAAAUAUUAGGACAUCGAAGGGUAGGGGUCAUCAUUCAUACAAGGGGUACAUUUGUUUGUUUGUCUGUAUGGCAACUCGAGCGAUACAUCUAGAAGUCGUCAGUGACAUGAGUACAAAAGGUUUUAUAGCGGCCUUCAGGCGCUUCACAUCCAGACGUGGACACUGUGCACAAGUAUGGAGCGAUAAUGGCACCAAUUUUGUUGGUGCUGCUCGAGAAUUACAAGAGUUACUUGUUAUACAACAAAAGGUUGCAGAAAAUAUAGCAUGUGAAGGUACUAAAUGGCAUUUUAUACCCCCUCAUGCGCCUAAUUUUGGUGGAUUAUGGGAAGCAGCGGUGCGCUCCACUAAAUUUCACUUAAAAAGAGUUAUAGGAGAGUCAACGUUGACGUAUGAAGAGAUGAGUACACUGCUCAGUCAAAUUGAGGCGUGUCUAAAUUCUAGGCCAAUGACUAUUAUAAAUGGCAAUGAUCCUGAAGAACCUAUGCCAUUAACUCCAGGUCAUUUUCUGGUAGGUGAACCACUAGUAGCUGUGCCAGAUGUUAAUUUUGAGAACUCACCUAUUUCUUCAUUGACUCGAUGGCAGACUAUACAAAAAAUGUUGCAAAAUUUUUGGCGGAGAUGGUCCCAGGAAUAUUUGACUACACUGUUGCAUAGAUAUAAAUGGGCUUCUCAAGUUCCUGAACCUAAAUUAGGAGACAUAGUUCUUGUCAAGGAAAGCGAUAUGCCUCCUAGUCGAUGGUUACUUGGUCGUAUUAUUCAAAAACAUCCUGGCGAUGACAACAUAACCCGAGUAGUCACAUUAAAGACAAAAAGUUCAAUUAUAAAAAGACCAACAUCUAAAUUGUGUGUACUACCAGUUGUUGAUUAGUAUGUUAAAGAAUGUUUUAUUUAUCAUUUAUUUAGUGUUUAAGUUUAAUAGUUCAAUAUUUUUAUACUCUGUAUUAUUAAGUAGUUAAUUACAAACAUGUAACUUCGACCCAUUUUGUCAUGGUGGGCGGAUAUUUAGUACUGUAAAGGACAUUGUUUCAUUAUGUCCUUGGUGGGCGGUAUGUUCGAGUCAAAAUAGUUUUAUACUAGUACAACUAGAUGGCGCUGUAUUUUUGCAUACAUAUUUCUAAAACACGCUAAUAAGAUAUUUUUGUUGUUCCUUAUAUAGAUAUGUAAUUUUUUAUUUAGGCACUUAGAUCAAUAUAUACGGUUGUAACCUCAUAACUGUAUUUCAUUCAAUAAGUACAACGCUCCUGAUCUC